ACGCCGUCCAGCCCCUCUUUCCCGCUGCGUCCACUGUCUCCUCCCGGCCUACCGAGGCUAGCCUGCCGCAGGCUACAGCGCCGCUGAAAAGGCCCUUUCCAUGCUGCCUCAACAUCGCCGGCCGGCAGCAGAGCCGUUGUGAUCGGGGUGGCGUUGCUUCUCCUCUCAUUCUCGCUAUAUAAAUGGGUCUAGUCCAGCCAUUGGAGGUCUCAUUCCAUUCUGUUUAGCUCUCUCCCCUCCACUAGCUAAAUACUCACCCAACACUGACUCCAGCCAUAGAAGCUUGCGUCUCUUCUUCUCCAGCUAGCUCGUUCUGUUUCGUUUUCCCCUGUGCUGUCUGUGUAAACCAGAUGGAGAGGGCGAGGAGGCCGCAGGUGCCGGCGUUCGGGGAGUGGAACUACUGCUACCACCACUACGGCGAGCCGCCCGCCGCCGAGUGCUACUACGCCCCGGUGCCGGAGCCAGAGCAGGAGGCCUGCAGCGACGUGUGGUUCAGGUACUCGCCGCCUCCGCGCAAGGCAACGCCCAAGAAGUCGAGGAGGCCGGAGGUCGACGUAGCUCAUCGGGAGAAGGGAGGCGGCCGGCGCGCGAGGGCGCCGGAGGCUGGCGGCAUGGCGCGCGCCACCGCUAUCAAGACCAGAGGCGCCUCCGGCUCCAGGGUGGUGCGGCCGGUCGACGAGGACCUGUACCAGGUGCCGCCGCCGGAGCUCGUCAGCUCUCACCGCCGCCCCAGGCGCAAGAGGAGGAGCCUGCUGAUGGGUUGCUUGGGCCUCAACUCGUGCGUCGUCUGAAGACUGAACGAACGGCCGUUCGAUUCGAAUGCUGGUUCUUGCGGUGUGUGUGUUUUGUUUUGUGAUCUCUCGGGCUAGCUAAAUGAUCACUUGUAAUGAUUUCGAUCGAGCUGCUUGUUUAUUCCGUAGUAGUAAGUUGUAUCCGCGGAUCAGCUGAUCCACUCCUCGUGUGUAAACUGGUGCAAUUAGUUAAGACUUAAGAGUAAGACUGAUAUGCUUUUA
This is a messenger RNA of Lolium perenne, 1013 nucleotides long. RefSeq lists its product as uncharacterized. The record is from RefSeq and is a predicted model, not a curated record. NCBI's taxonomy places the organism in Eukaryota, Viridiplantae, Streptophyta, Magnoliopsida, Poales, Poaceae.